This is a messenger RNA of Striga asiatica, 939 nucleotides long. Lineage: Eukaryota; Viridiplantae; Streptophyta; Magnoliopsida; Lamiales; Orobanchaceae. The record is from the annotation of a GenBank genome assembly.
AUGCGGCAACGGCCAGAGAAGACAGGGAGACGGAGGCGGAGAGACGACGCAACCGUGCAUCUUCCAAUUAUCCACUGUGCAGCCGCCGCUCGUUCGCCGCGCCUCCUCCAUCUCAGGCCCGCCGUUCUUCCGCCGUAUACCUUCACAAACCCGCUGCCGUGCAUCUGCCAUUCGUCCGCCGCUCAGGCCUCCUCCGUACACAUUCCCAAGCCGCUGCCGUGCAUCAGACAUGAUUAUAUCAAUUUCGCCAUCUCAGACUUCCUCUGCCUACCUUCACCAUCCCGCCGUCGUGCAUCCGUCGCCCUCCGUCGUGCAUCAGUAGCCGCGAAAUAUGAAACUCCGGUAAGAAAGCUGACGAGUAGGUUGUUGACAACCAGUCUCGGCGAAGUCCUCCUGCACAACUCCUCAGUGCCGCCCAUUCUCGUCGGCGUCGAACCUCUGGUCACGAGAAUUUGGCCGUCUGGUCUAGGUGGCGGGGACUGGUUGAAUUCCAGCGUGCUGCGACUUGCGCGGUGGCAGACCUGCGCGGAGGCGUCCUCGGUGAGUUCAGGGUGUGGGCGGUGGUUGUGGGUGAUGCUGGGUGGCUCUGGCCGGAGCGCCGGUGGGAAGGUCGGCGACGAACGAGGUGGUGGCAGACAAGGGGGACGAUUUGUGUGUGUAUUAGGUAUCUGUGGACAACCGAUUGGGCGAACGAGGUGGUCGGCGGCGAGUGGUGGUUCGGCUGCCGACGGACAAUCGUUUGGACUCUCUGAGGUGGCUUCUCGCCGGUGGUCGUUGUUCGCCGACGGCAGAUUGAGAUAUAGCGACGGGCUGAGAGACAGAGAUAUGUGUGUCGAUUUGCUCUGUGUGCGUGUGUGUGUGUGUGAGAGAGAGAGAGAGAGAGAGAGAGAGGUACGGUGGUGGGGUGGUUGGGUUGGCAGGUUUAUUAAUGUGGAAUGA